CUGAGCUUGAGCGUCCUGAAGCAGAUGUCGUAGAGCGCCUCGUUGUCGAUGCAGUAUGUCUCGUCAGUGUUCUCGAUCAGCUGGUGGACGGUGAGGGUGGCGUUGUACGGCUCCACCACAGUGUCGGACACCUGGAGAAAAUGUGUGUGGCGUGGGCGUGGUCGUUGCCCAGGACCCGACGCGACUCCACGCCUACUGAAUACGAGCUGCCCUCUAACGCCUCCCUCCUGCUGUCUCGGAGCCUGCAGACCGGCUUUGUGUGUGACGAGAAGGUGUACGGGUUCUAUGCUGACCCGGAGAACGCUUGCCAGAUCUUCCACGUGUGCUAUCCUUACGUGGACGCCGACCUCAUAGUGAAGCUGAGGAUGUUCUCCUUCAUCUGCGGACCCGGACUUGUCUUUGAUCAGGAGAAACUGGUGUGUGACUACCCGGAGAACGCGAUCCCCUGUGAGGCCGCUGAGUCCUUCUACAGCGUCAACAAUUACUUUGGACGCAUCGACCUCAACUUCCGCGAGGCCCCGACGCCGACUUUGCCCGAGGAGACGGAGUUCAGGCUGCAGACCCUCGGCGAACUUCGGCGAGACCUCGAAGACGCUGCCGCUGCCGAAGACGAGGCUGCCGCUCCCAACGACUCCCCUGAGCUCGACAUAAUUUCUUAGCGAGUCGGAUUCGAUUCUUUUGGUUCGCUGCGGCUGAUUACUUCCUUAGUAGCUUAUCCUCCGUUCUUACCAAGCCGGUUUGGAUUUUAUGGUUUGCUGUGACCUUAGUUUUCUUUUAAUGAAAUGAUUUGUUUUUUAUGUGCAUACCGUCCCAUUUAGACAACUCUUAAUGUAUUAGUUUGUGCUAUACCGUCAAAAUUGGUCCUUUAGUUUGUUUUAGUGUUUUGGGGAAGAUUUUCCUUAUCAAGCCGGUUUGAACUCUGUGGUUCGCUUUAGCAUUAGUUUUCUUUUGAUGAGCUGAGUUGGAUUUUAUUAAGGUAAAAUUUAAUGUUUUAGUUUGUGCUCUGUCGACAAAAUGCGUUUUCUAUCUCGUUUUAGAUUUUUGGGGAUGUUUUUCAUUUACUCAGACUUCAUUGUGUUGUUUAUGGCAAUUCACACGUAAAAAUUAUGUUGUUUAUUGUAAAUCGGAGCAAGUCAUAAGUCGGAGUAAGUCGUAAGUCGGAUCCACAGUCCACCAUCGUUCGUUGUAAGUCGGACUUACCUCUUCUCUUUAUAAUCUUUCACUCGUUCACUCCCUCCAUCCAACACUGCUCAGGUAUAGAUUUAUUACAAGGGACUUCACGGUUUACUGUAAGCUGUCAGUGGCUUCUGAGUCCGUCAAGCAAAGGGGGAGUGAGCUUAGGCUUAGUGAGGUAGGCUGGACCUGCUGUUUGUUAGUUUUGUUAUGUUAUACGUGUAGGUUAUUGGUCUGUUUGAUGCUGUAAUUUGUGACUCUGGUGCUGUUAGUAUUAUGAUCUUUUCUUGUUUUGUUUUCAACGUGUAUUUUUAUUCUGCUUUUCCUCAUUUUUUCUCUGAUUUCCUAACUGCCUCCUAUUCUGUCUCUCACUCUUCCUUUACUUCUUUCACUCUCUCCUUCCUCUAUUCCUUCCGUUCUUCCUUCCUUCCUUGCUCCUCUUUUUCGUUCUCUCUUUCCUUCCUUUCUCUUUUAUUCAGUUCUUCCUUCCUUUCUUCCAGGUCCUUUUUCCUUCCUUCCCUCCUUCCAUUCAUCCAUUGUUCCUUCAUUCCUUUCUUCCAUACCUCCUUCCCUUCCUUAUUUUCAUCCUUCCUUACUCUUUUCUUCCCUGCCUCCUUCUUUCACUUACUUAUUAUUCCAUCUCUUCUUCCUACCAUCCCUCCUUUCAUACUCCCUUUCUUUCCUUCCAUUCAUCCUUCCUUAUUCUUUUCUUCGUUGCUUCCUCCUUUCAUUUCUUUAUAUUUUCCUUCCUACCUUCCUCACUACUCCUACCAUUUCUUCCUUUCAUUUUUCCUUUUCUUCCUUCCUUCCCUCCUGUCUUCCUUUCAUUCUUCCUCCCUUCUUCGCUUCGAUGUAAACCUAAUCACUGUUUUGUUGACCUUCGAUGUAUUUUUUUUCUGUUCCAAUAAUGCGUUGCCUGGAGUCACACAAUCUUCAUGUAUACUCUUCCACAAACACACACACUUGUCUUAUUACCCAACCAUCCCAUCACCCUUUACUCUCCACCCUCCACCAGUCACAUCCCUGCCUCCUCAUCCUCCUCUCGCACCUUCUCACCUCCGCCUCCUCCUUCUUCACACUCCUCCUCUUACUCUUCCUCAUAACUUGUUUCACCAUGUUACGGGACGAUAGCGUGUGUGUGUGUGUGUGUGUGUGUGUGUGUGUGUCCCACUUUCUAUCGCUAACGAGGCUCUGGGUUUGAGUUUGCGUUCGAAUCGUUGUAAGUGAAGCCUCGAAACACGUCAUCAUUUUUCUAAUCUCGAGGUAUAAGUUUCAUUAGAAAGACGCAAAUUCUAUUCUUGACUCAUUAAAAAUAUAACGAGGAGAAAACUGAGAUGCUGAAAACUGACAAAGAAAAAAUGAAAAGAACAAGCUCCAUCAUUUACAAGAGAUAGUUUCUCGCAAUGUGGCAACUUGGAGGUUACGUGAGAUACCAAAUACUGAUAUUAUCAUUUCCAUA
Messenger RNA from Eriocheir sinensis (Chinese mitten crab), 2632 nucleotides. Its product is annotated as U-scoloptoxin(01)-Cw1a-like. Lineage: Eukaryota; Metazoa; Arthropoda; Malacostraca; Decapoda; Varunidae. The coding region runs from base 141 to 659 and encodes 172 amino acids. The transcript has 4 exons. Gene Ontology annotation, molecular function: chitin binding. The record is from RefSeq and is a predicted model, not a curated record. Gene Ontology annotation, cellular component: extracellular region.